AUGACGGAACGUUGCCCGAAAUCCCCACUCAUGGCAGCGAAGGACGAAUCAUCACGUGAAAUAUCCAAUCUAGUGGGCCAAGAGCCGUCCCGACCGGAGCGCGCAGCCGCUCAGCUAUGUCAAUUGAAAAUAAGAUUCGAGUUCUCUCAACAAUCUAAUUCCGCAUCCCAAUCGAUGCCGUCUGUCAACCCCAAACGACGAAUCGAGGCAUCGGCAUCAUCGCUCUCGGCGGGACCAUGCUCGCCGUCUGUCGAGGCGUUGCUCGCGGCCACCGUCAGUCGCGUCGAGUCUGUCGUUGCGGCGGCAGCAGCGGUCGUGGAUUCGGAAACGGUAUCCGCCAAUCCGGGGAAAGUAUCCGAAAAGAAAAGCUCGACGACGACAUCGAUCGUCACGACACCGGUCUCCUCGAAGUUCCGUCCGAGGGACGCCGCGGUUUCCGCGUCGACGCUACGGAGACAGCUCCAGGACGCCAGGACAGCCUCGCCAGCGUCUGCUGAUUCUCCGGUCGUUCUCCCGCAAGAUGUGGGGGGAACAAGUUCAUCCAAUGGCAUCUCGAGCAGGUCGUCGGCUCCCGCCGCCAGUUGCCUUUUGACGGCGUCUUCAACUGUGAUAUGUGAAUCGACUCCGGAUCCCGAUACAGCGUCUCCGAAUCUCCCAGAGACACCCGCCAAGCAAGCGGUGUCCCAGAUCCUCGAUUCCCCGAAUCCCAAGUCUUCUCAGAAUGGAGGCAAGCCCGCUCAGGGCAGCCUCCUUAGAAUGCCAAUAGUGUAUGUCAAUGACUGCAUGAAUCUCAGUAAGGCUAUCGAAGCGAAGUGCGAAGCCCACAAAUUAACUUCGUCGCCGGCUGCGGGUAAGACGAGAUCAGCCGCUGGCGGUGACGAAGAUCGCCCCGACGACCCGAACGAACUUGACAUCCAAAUAUCCCAUGAGCCCGAAACCACUCCGAGUGCGAUCCGGAAUCUGAAAAGACUGUCGGACGACGAUUUCAUCGAGAGCACUCCGAAGAAACAACCCGCUCUGAUGGCUCGAAGGAAAGAACUCGAAAUUCCGGUUCUCAGUCCAGUGAUGAGAGAUUCAAUCGAUAGUCCCGGCUCUCCGAUGACGCGAAGUAUGAGCCGACGCAUCGAAGAGGGCACGACCGCUACGGGUGACAACUCCUCCGCUUGCAAAUCUGUGAUAGCUAUUAAUUCGUUCGGGAGUUCUUCACCCAGCGAAAAUGAAGAGUCUACCUUAUCGUUGCAUGCCAAAUCAUUCCUCAACAAGAAGGUCCAAUUCAGUAAGGUCAGUCUGUACCUUUUCGAGAGGGAACAAGGUUUCACCAGUGUUCCCUCGGAAGGCGGAUCAACUCUCGGUAUGGGUGCCCAGCAUCUAGAACUCCAAGAGUAUUCGAUCGAAGAGUACGCUGAGAUACGAAGAGCGCAAAUGUCAAACACCCUGGGGGCUACUCUUUCGCAAGGCCAAGACGUGGAAGGACUCAUAGUUCAACCGCUGCCCACGAGACGUCGAAGAGAACUUUUGAGGCAAUCUGGCGUACGGAACAUCGAUGCCCUGGAGAAAGAGGAAUUGCAGAUGAUAAGAGUGUCGCGGCAACAGUGCGGUUGCAGCUGCAUCGGCCAAUGUCUUCCCGGUUCCUGCAUGUGUCUGGAGCUGGGGAUCGAGUGUCAGGUAGGCUGAGUUGGAUAAGUCGAUCAUGGCUUCUACCCCUGCGGUUGCACGGUUGAGGGCUGCUCGAAUCCUCUCGGCCGUCACGAAUUCAACAGGAGCAAAGUCAAAGUGCAUGUGAAGGCUGCUUGCGCAAGAGCGAAUCGAGAACUUGGGCUCCCCGAAGUUCUUGAGGACAUAAUGACAUCAGCUGAUUCUCCGGAUAACUUUGGAUCUCAAGAAGAAGUUUACACAAGCUCCGAGUGCUCCGAAAACAGCGACUAUUCGUCACCCGAGGACACCAUUAUCGAGGAGUCGGAUGCUACCAUGGACCCCGACGCUGUGCUCUCGCCUAAGCACGCUCCGUCUGUGGCUCCGAUCUCAGAGGGAAGCGAGGGAGCGACCAUGGAUUCGGGGGCGAAGUCCGUGAGCUAG
Galendromus occidentalis (western predatory mite) is the source of this 2076-nucleotide messenger RNA. RefSeq names its product AXIN1 up-regulated 1 (gene Axud1). Lineage: Eukaryota; Metazoa; Arthropoda; Arachnida; Mesostigmata; Phytoseiidae. The transcript has 6 exons. The record is from RefSeq and is a predicted model, not a curated record.